Propithecus coquereli (Coquerel's sifaka) is the source of this 798-nucleotide messenger RNA. RefSeq names its product deoxyuridine triphosphatase (gene DUT). The record is from RefSeq and is a predicted model, not a curated record. The transcript is spliced from 7 exons. NCBI's taxonomy places the organism in Eukaryota, Metazoa, Chordata, Mammalia, Primates, Indriidae. The coding region runs from base 61 to 750 and encodes 229 amino acids. Gene Ontology annotation, biological process: dUMP biosynthetic process; dUTP catabolic process. Gene Ontology annotation, molecular function: dUTP diphosphatase activity; magnesium ion binding.
UGCAGGCCUGGCGCGCGUCCGGAAGCGCUGGCGAGACAACCAGCUCAGAUCUUGGGGGAAAUGACACCCCUAUGCCCUCGUCCGGCACUCUGCUACCAUUUCCUUCCGUCUCUGCUCCGCUCAGUGUUUAAAAACGCGCCAAGCACCCGGCAGGGAGCCGAGGCCGCGGGACUCUCCGAGCCAGGCCCAGCCCUGGGCCCAGCCGCCCUGCUCCGGACACUCCGGACGGUGUCCAGCGCCAGCCGCCAGAGCCGAGCCUGCCGCGGAGCCAAGACCGCUGUUGUGUCCCCCAGCAAGCGGGCCCGGCCCGCGGAGGAGGGCAGCAUGCAGCUCCGCUUUGCCCGGCUGUCGGAGCACGCCACGGCCCCGACCCGGGGGUCCGCACGGGCUGCGGGCUACGACCUGUACAGUGCCUAUGAUUACACAAUACCAUCUAUGGAGAAAACUGUUGUGAAGACAGACAUUCAGAUAGCUCUUCCUUCUGGAUGUUACGGAAGAGUAGCUCCACGUUCUGGCUUGGCUGCCAAACAUUUUAUAGAUGUAGGAGCUGGUGUCAUAGAUGAAGAUUAUAGAGGAAAUGUUGGUGUUGUACUGUUUAAUUUUGGCAAAGAAAAGUUUGAAGUAAAAAAAGGUGAUCGGAUUGCGCAGCUCAUUUGUGAACGGAUUUUUUAUCCAGAAAUAAAAGAAGUUCAAGUUUUGGAUGACACUGAAAGGGGUUCAGGAGGUUUUGGUUCCACUGGAAACAAUUAAAAUUUAUACCAAGAAUAGAAAAUGAAAAAUUGUACCUUUUUCUUAAAA